AUGGUCGCCAAAGCCAUUUCCAUAGGCUCUUCAACUCUGAGUUACAUUCAGAAUUCUGUGCUCCAUGAGGCAGAUGUGUUUGUACGCUCUACCUGGCGUGACUGGCUAGCAUCCGUUAUUCCUGGAAUCAUUUUUUUCCUCGGUUCCCUGACAUAUUUAUCUUUCGAAGGGAUUAUCUUCAAUUCAACCAUAACCGUUCUAUAUAUGACGCUUUAUAUAUACUUCUUCAAUACAUGGACACAAUAUACGAGCGUCGACGAAGAUCGAAUCAACAAGCCAGAUCGACCCAUCCCAGCCGGCAUUACUACUACAGCUGGCGCUAAACGCCGUGGGAUGGUACUGACUGCACUCUGGUUUGGCUUUGCAGUUUACCGCCCCGACUUGAUUGUAGAGACGUGGAUCCUAGUCGUCGCCACAAUAACCCUGGGGUUGAGUGGUUUCGGACGGCAUUGGUUCGUCAAGAAUACUAUCUGCAUGACGGUUAUGACUUGGGGUUUGUUAUCCUCACUACGGAAGCUCAUGGGUGCCUCCCCACCCAAUACCUCUAAUCACGUAUUUUCUCUGUCACUUUGGUCGGGGUUCGUCCUUUAUGCCCAGGAUUUCCGAGAUAUUGACGGCGAUAUGGAGACUGGACGCUGGACACUUCCAAUUGCUCUUGGUGAUGGCAAUGCUAGACUCCUAUUUGCCUUUUUCUGUAUGCCACUGGGUUAUAUGUCUUUGUGGUAUACUGGCAUGGCUCAAUUAGCACCCUGGACUCUUGCUGGGCUGCAUGCGCUUGUCUCGUUCCGGUUUAUGACCUUGCGGAACAAGCCAGCGGAUCAUGCUUCUUACAUGUGGAUUUGCAAGAUUUUCUGCAUAAUGUGUGGGCUUAGCUCAUUGGAAGCUGCGAAGCUGAUCUCUUCCGAUCGCCCACUAGAGGUGGCCGUGCCUUGUCUGCUCCUGGAUAGGGAUUGA
This is a messenger RNA of Aspergillus nomiae NRRL 13137, 954 nucleotides long. RefSeq lists its product as uncharacterized. The coding region runs from base 1 to 954 and encodes 317 amino acids. Lineage: Eukaryota; Fungi; Ascomycota; Eurotiomycetes; Eurotiales; Aspergillaceae. The record is from RefSeq and is a predicted model, not a curated record. Gene Ontology annotation, molecular function: transferase activity, transferring alkyl or aryl (other than methyl) groups. Gene Ontology annotation, cellular component: membrane. The transcript is spliced from 2 exons.